ACUCCGCAAACAAUCGUUUUACUUAAAAAAAUGGCACCUUUUUAUUCCCAAAUUUCUCCUCCCUUCGAAACCCUAAAUUUCCCCCUAAAAUUGGUAUCCUCAAAACUUCAUUUUCACACACGUCGUUUUCAUCGGUUUACCUUGAAACCCAUACGAUCCCUUCCCCUUCCCCUUUCCCUUUCCCAUUCCCUUUCCCUUUGGUUUUGAAAAACCCAUGUUCCAUUUCCUUAAACUUAUCAAACAACUUCAGCAUCCUGAUUCCAAGAUGAAAGCUUUGAAGGAAUUGGAUUUAUUUGCGGUCAAGAAUGAAAGAAAUAGGAAAUACAUGGUGGAAGCUGGGGUGCCUAAAGCUAUGCUGUCGUUUAUUGUAAAUUGUUUCAAGGAAGACUGUGUUAGUGGCCUAGAGGAAGCCCUAAGUGCCCUUUUCUUAAUUCGAAUUCCAUCAGCUGAAGCAAAGUUGUUACCCAAACAAAAUGAUCAGAUUAUCAAAUCAUUGAUCUGGGUAUUAGGAUGUGAAUUCAACACCCAGGUUAUGGUUAAAUCCCAUGCGGCUUUAGCAUUGAAAUCCAUCAUUGAAAUAGCAAGUUCGGUUGUACUCAAAAGAUUAGAACCCAAGUUCUUCGAGAUAAUUGUCGGAGUUUUGAAACAAUGCACAACCAGGAUCACUCAACGGGGAAUAAAUUCAGCUUUGCAUGUUCUUUUAGACGCUUGCCCUUGGGGAAGAAAUUGGCUAAUGAUGGUUGAAUCAAGAGCAGUUUCCGCGCUUAUCGAGCUUGAAUUAGGAUCACCCGAAAAGAGAACCACCGAGCUUAUUCUGGGUAUACUCUUCCAUUUAUGUUCUUGUGCUGAUGGGAGAGCAGAGUUUCUCCGCCAUAAAGGCGGCAUCGCCGUUGUCACAAAGAGGAUCAUGAGAGUUUCACCGGCAGCCGAUGAUCGAGUAGUAAUGAUACUUUCGUUGAUAAGCAAGUUCUCAACCACCAGAUGGGUUGUUCAUGAAAUGUUGGAGGUUGGAACUGUAACAAAGCUUUGCAUGUUGCUCCAACUUGAUUGUGCAGCCUAUUUGAAGGAAAAAACUAUGGAAAUACUUAGAUCACAUUCCUAUGAUUGGCUCAAGUUCCCUUGCAUCGACAAAUCUGUCUUGACCAGAAGCAUUUGGCCGUCUCGUCUACUUGUCUCUCCAAACUAUUGUUGGUAGCUUGGUAUGGAGAGUGGAGACUGGAGAAUCGGAGAUGGCUCUUUAGGGCUUGGGCUAAGAUGUGGACUAAAAGGUGCUGCACUUGGCUGUUAGGGAAGAGUCUGCCUGGCAUUUGCUGAUGAGGUACUGUGCUGGCUUUACAGAACAGUCAAAGAGAAUGAGGACUACAUACUACAAUUCGCACCACCAUUCAAUCGAUUGGAGCUUCUACAAGCACAAUCCUGCCCUGAUGCGAUUACUAAUCACGUUGAACAAUCGUAGUUAUCGACAGACUUAUUUGUUAGUUUGUAAUUCAGAUAGUUCAAAUACAGGAUCAAAACAAAGAGGAUGGUUUAUAUUUUUACUAACUUUGAUUUUGCAGAUGAGCAUCACACAUGAUAAAGUUCCCCCAAGUUCAGCCUUUGUUUUAAAGGCAAACCCCCCAACUUGGUAGAUUCAUAAGUUAAAAAAUUGUCCUUUGGUAAUUAGAUUUAAAUAGCUCCCAUUUUAGUGUAUUGAUGAAACUCGUGAGAGGUAGAUGCUAUUUCUGCUGUGCUUUUCUAGAAGCAUUAUUGCUAUUAAUACAAGUUCCAAAUAUUAAACUUCAAUGGUUUCUAAAAGUAGGAUUUACUAUUUAAAUUGUUAAGAACUUUAAUAUUUAAUUAAACUUAAAUUAAAAAAAAAAAGAUUGUCUCUUUUUAUGUGGAUCUGCUUUGUCUCCUGAGGAAAAGGUUAGAUUAGAUGAAACUCAUUUUUCUGUUGAGUAGUUAUCUUUUUUAAUAAUUAUAUCUUUGACUUUCGUAUGUGUUUUAUUGUGCUGAAAGGUAAACUCGUAUACUGAUGAUAUUUUUGCAAGUACUGAAAUUUCUCAUUAAUUGAUUCUUUUUGGUGUUAAAAGUUUCAUGAUUGAUGAAAUUAGUCUUGACAACCAUGGGUGUUGUGAUGGUCCUAAAACUGGCAGACUCAGGGUAUUGGAUAAUCACCAAAGCUCUUUGAUUAUUUGGCAGAGGGUUAGUGAAGCACAGGAUAUAGCCACAAAAUUAGGUGGACAAGUCAUUGGUCACACAUGGCUUUUAGAAUCAAUUGCAGCAUGACUGAGCAAUGCUUCCUUUACAGGUGCUCAAAGAUAAAGCUUAUGAUGGUACAUCAUCGAUAUUUGGUCUUAUGGAGUUAUUCUCUUUGUUCUCAUGGCUGGUUAUUUGCCUUUUGAUGAGCCAAGCCUUAUAGGCUUGUAUAAGAAAAUCUGGGAGGCUUCUUUCAGCUGUCCAUCAUGGUUUUCAUCUGGUGCUAGGAAUUUGAUUAGCGUAUUCUUGAUCCAAACCCUCUUACCAUAAGUUUCAAAAAAUUUAUGAUUACAUGCAAUCUUUGAUCACAAUAUAAGCUUUAGCGCGUGCAUUUUGGUUGAAAUUCUGCAUGUUCUUUUUGGCAGCGUUUAACUAUUCUUAAAAUUCUACAAGAUGAACAGUUCAAGAAAGGGUACAAGCCACCAAAAUUUGAGCAAGAUGAGGAUGUAAAUCUUGAUGAUAAUAUCUUAUAUUUUACAUGGUUAUGAUUUAAGUCCUUAUUUCAUUGAUAUCUUUAUAUUUUAAUCUAAUUUUUAUUAUUUAUUUUAGUUUUGAUUCUAAAUUUUUAUUUUUAUUUUAAUAUUUUUAGUUAAAAUUUUAAUAGAAAGUUUAAUUUGAUAAUGAAUUUUAAUAGAAUAUUUAUAUCAUGGAUAUUAUUCUUCUCAAUAUUUUGAUAAUAAAUUUUAAUUUUUCAUGACCUUCAUAAUAUUUUAUAUUAAUUACUAUUUUUUUAAAUUUAAUGACUUUUAGCGGCGUUUGUGGGAAAAGCGACGCUAAAGGACUGGACCUUUAGCGGCGUUUGUGGGAAAAGCGCCGCUAAAGGUCAUGACUUUUAGCGGUGUUUUUUUAAAUAAAUGCCACAAACCUUAGCGGCGUCAGCUAUAGAGGUGUAGCCAAAAAAAAGGCCGCUAAAAGUCUAUUUUCUUGUAGUGACAUUGGCAUCGUUUUAUGAUUUUGUGUAAGACCAUGUCUAGGACAUUGGCAACAAUAUGUGAAAACAUGUAAGACCAUAUUUGGGAUAUGGCAUUGUACGAGCUAUAUGUGAUUUUCAAGCAUGCUUAACGAUGUCGAUAGGUUCAAUGAGCAAAUUCAAGUAGUGAUUCAGGUAAUCCCCAGCUUUAGACGAUUUCGUGCUGCGAGGGACUUGGAGGUGGCCACACGACUGCUGAGUCUUGCAUUUGACUUUGUUUAAUUUAUAUUUCAGUUUUGGGUUUUUAAUUUUGUAAUUAGGUCGUUCGUGGGUUUUAAUUUUUAAUUGGGCUUUAGAUUAUAUAUUUUUAAAUUGCUAGUUUAGGUAAAGAUGAGUUUUUUAAAACAAUUACUGUUUUCUAAGACACGCGUUUUAAACUUCAUCGAUUUAAAAAGCUUCUGCAUUUUUAAAUCAAUUUAUUAUAACAUUGACGGUUAGUAAGGUAAACAUUUUGACGAGAACUUUCGUUAAUUAAUAAUAAAAUGAUUUGAAUUCAAUAA
This is a messenger RNA of Gossypium arboreum, 3708 nucleotides long. Its product is annotated as E3 ubiquitin-protein ligase PUB24-like. Bases 215 to 1195 code for a protein of 326 amino acids. Lineage: Eukaryota; Viridiplantae; Streptophyta; Magnoliopsida; Malvales; Malvaceae. The record is from RefSeq and is a predicted model, not a curated record. The transcript is spliced from 9 exons. Gene Ontology annotation, molecular function: ubiquitin protein ligase activity.